Molecule: messenger RNA, 954 nt
Organism: Auanema sp. JU1783
Lineage: Eukaryota; Metazoa; Nematoda; Chromadorea; Rhabditida; Rhabditidae
Source: the annotation of a GenBank genome assembly
AUGGAUAUUCAAGACUGGCAGUUCGAAAGGCUUUCGAGAAGCUCAGUAAAACGAUUACGAGAAGAUGGUAUCGACUUGACUCUUCUUGCUAUUGGAAAUAAGAGAAGAGAGAUAACUUCAGAACACCUCCUACCAGUAGCCUCUUCAAAGGCACCCAGUGCAAACCAAAAGAGAAAAGAAGACGAAGCUACGGAUAAUUCCAAUGUUGCCAAGCAAAGAACACAGAACUUGACUGUAAAAAACAAGAGCAAAGCUUCUAGAACAAGAAAUGUUAAACAAGUUACUCCUGAAGAGAAACCCAAUCUAGUUACUAGUGCUGUUCCCAAGAAGAAGACAUCGGGAAGGAAACCUAGAGUCAAUGUUGAAGCAAAACCAGCCGUUGUUGAUGAUAACCGGACUUACUUAGAAGAAUUAAUAAACAUUAGUGACUCGGAUGUACUUCGAAAAUUGGCUGAAUUUGCCCGGACUAUAUGUUAUAGCUCUCUCUCUGAUAGUGUUACUGAGAUUCCUGGAAAUACUAAAGAAGAGAGACUCGAUAGCGAUCAAAAACAUGAUUUCUUCGUUGAGGAGCCGGAUGACACGCUGGAAAUUGAGAAUGAGCCCAAUCACACCUCCACACCCAUACCUCCUGAGACUGAGCAUGCUCCCUCUUCGAAUCCUUUAGUUCCGUGGAAACAACCCCGAGUUUUACAAGUUGGACAAACUGUUCGAACUACAGUUACUGUAACGAAGGAUAUGCCAAAUGUGCCAGUUGUACGAUUAGAUAAGGUUGUAAAUCGAGUACUCGAAGUAGGCGGGCGCAAAAUACAUCAGACUGUACCUGCCACUGCCGCUGAGCACAUUGAUGCUACAACACUCACUGUUGGUCAAAUUCACCAACUCCAAAAACAAGGUUUCGUAUUAAAAUCCAUGAACGUAGCGGAAAGAGAUGCGAUAUUUAGUGGUAAAUUAUGA